AUGUCUGAGUCUGAAGAUCUCAAGUCCAAGCUGCACACCUACCAGAACGACUCACGGUUCCCCAACCAGAACCAGACGCACCGCUGCUUCCAGAACUACGUGGACUACCACCGUUGCAUCAAGGCCAAGGGCGAGGAGUUUGCUCCCUGCCAGGAGUUCUGGCGCGCCUACCAGGCCAUGUGCCCCGUCUUCUGGAUCACCAAGUGGGACGAGCAGCGUGAGGCCGGAAACUUCCCUGCCCUCGGUGUUUAA
Molecule: messenger RNA, 252 nt
Organism: Wickerhamiella sorbophila
Lineage: Eukaryota; Fungi; Ascomycota; Dipodascomycetes; Dipodascales; Trichomonascaceae
Product: Cytochrome c oxidase subunit 6B
Exons: 1
Coding region: 1-252 (83 amino acids)
Cellular component (GO): mitochondrion; respiratory chain complex IV
Source: RefSeq, a predicted model, not a curated record